AUGGGUUUCUCUGUCUCUAGCCGUGCGAAGCGAUAUUGCAGAAACAUAUCAAAGCUCUCCUGUGAGUUGUACCCAUAUACGUGUCCUGCCGAAGCUGUCACGCACGCGCACCCCAAAGUGGGAUUUGCCCACGCGCAGGCCAGCCGGGGCAUUACGAGUUGCUCUGCAAAUCCCGCCUGCCCCUUGGGUAUGGCCGUGGCAACCGUCACGAUGAUGCAGGCUCUGUCACAUAUCUCUUCGCACCCGACCCUUUUUAGCCGGGAGCAGCUCACGACGACGGGGCCAGCCACACCCCGGGGAUGCUGGAACGGUCGGCUCCACAACUCACGCCAUGCCGCGCCGCCGGUGUGACCGCGACGAGCAGUAGCGCAGUGAAAGCCCGCGACGACGGAUUUGCAAACGCGAGACCCUUGCUCCCGGCGCUGCCCCGUUGAGGAGGACUUCGGGGAGGGCUCGCUGGGGGGAGGCGCUGCGCGAGGACCGAGUCGAAAAGGGGCAGGAGGGGGUAUCCUGCGAAGCUUCUUACGGAUGCUUGCAGACGAAGGAGAUUUUUUCUUCCAUCUUCUUUUCUCAUUUUGGCAAGUGCUCGAGCCAGGGGUCUGGACAGGAGAGAGGAAAAGGAGGCGGCACAUCGUGACAAGCCCCCGAUCGAGAGGGCGCCCCUUUGCUCGACCUCAAGGGGACAGACGGCCUGAAAGCCCCGGCACGCGUCCGGGAACAAGACUGUCAUCACCGUCGACCCCCGCGGGCAUGUGGCGAGGCCCUCCGCCGGC
This is a messenger RNA of Colletotrichum destructivum, 773 nucleotides long. RefSeq lists its product as uncharacterized. Bases 1 to 351 code for a protein of 116 amino acids. The record is from RefSeq and is a predicted model, not a curated record. NCBI's taxonomy places the organism in Eukaryota, Fungi, Ascomycota, Sordariomycetes, Glomerellales, Glomerellaceae. The transcript has a single exon.